ACUGCCACUCGCACAUGGGUUUGUUGUUAUAGUGUGUGGACUUUGACUCUGGUUUCGCUUCAGUGUUACUGUUUACCAGAACUGUUAAGCAAUUAGUUACAAUGUAUACAAUGUAGCGUGCUUCUAAAUUUAUGUUUAGCUUAAAAAACUGCAAAUCUGUAACAAUGAGAGACAAAGGUCUUUUGCUAUAACGUUAUUUCAAAAGUGAUUUCAUGUUUAGUUGAGGUUUACACUUGAAAGGUAUUUCCACGAACCACAUCUGUCAAAAUGGAAACCAGUCCGUUCAUUCUAGACGGAGGUCUGGCGACAGAACUUGAAGCAAGUGGAUUUCGGUUGCAGGGAGAUCCCCUAUGGAGUGCAAGGAUUUUGCAUACAAACCCACAGGCCAUUAAGGACGUACAUUUCAGAUUUCUUAAAAGCGGUUCUGAUGUCAUAACAACAGCCACAUAUCAGGCCAGCAUUGAGGGAUUCGUGAAAUAUCUUGGUGUCCGGCCUGAGGAGGCUCAGCAGAUGAUAAUAUCAGGGGUUCAGCUGGCAAAAGAGACCGUCCGUGAGUUCCUGUCUCACUCACCCAUAUCAGAAGACAGAAGAGAGCCUGUGGUUGCAGGUUCAGUGGGACCAUAUGGGGCAUUUUUACAUGAUGGGUCUGAGUAUACAGGGGCCUAUGAGGACAAGAUGACAAUGGAGGAGCUGAAAGACUGGCAUCGUCCACAGAUCCAGUGCUUAGUAAAAGCCGGAGCUGAUCUUGUUGCCAUGGAGACCAUUCCAGGUCUCAAAGAGGCGGAGGCUUUGGUGGAAGUCCUCCGAGAAUUUCCAGAAGCUAAAGCCUGGCUUUCCUUUUCUUGUAAGGACUUUCAGAAUAUUUCAAGCGGGAGGAGAUUUUCUGAGGCGGUUCAGGUGGCUUGUAGGUCCUCACAGCUGGUUGCAGUGGGGGUGAACUGCUGUCCCGCUCCGUUAGUGAAACCACUUCUAGAGUCAGCCAAGUCACACAAGAAAGCAGAUUUGAGCUGGGUGGUCUACCCUAAUAGUGGAGAAGGAUGGGACCCCAAGACCGGAUGGAAAAACGAGAAACGGACAUCAUUUGCCAAACUAAGUCUCGACUGGAAAGAACAAGGGGCUUUGUGGAUUGGUGGCUGCUGUCGUGUUGGUCCUGCUGAUAUAACUGAGCUGAAACAGCAACAUGACAUCAUUUAGUUUAUUCUGAAAUAAUGCAGUGAUGUAUACGAAGGUGUAUAAAUAUUUUAUUCAUAAAUAAAAAGAAUACAAUAAUAAUAGACUAGAUUCACAUGAGUAUGAGAUUUGUGAUGACUUUAACAUUAUACAGAAGAUGUUGCUGUGUUAAAGAAAUAACAAAUCACAGUCCACAUGACAUGGAAGCAAUCAUGCAAUCUUAGCUCACAGCGUGUUUGACAAAGAACAUGAGUGGAAUCCUUCAAGUUGCUAUUUACAAUAAGAUGGCACCAUCUUAUUAAACCAUGUCACUUAAUGAUUACCAGAAUCUGAUCCACUGAAAUAUCACAUGGUCACAUCAUUAAACGGUCUGAUAUCUUUAUGUCGACCUUGACUUAGUUUGUAUUUUUUUAUACUUACACUAAUAAAGCCAUUUGUUUA
Messenger RNA from Carassius gibelio (silver crucian carp), 1611 nucleotides. RefSeq lists its product as uncharacterized. Bases 268 to 1194 code for a protein of 308 amino acids. Gene Ontology annotation, molecular function: S-adenosylmethionine-homocysteine S-methyltransferase activity. The record is from RefSeq and is a predicted model, not a curated record. Gene Ontology annotation, biological process: S-methylmethionine cycle. The transcript has 8 exons. NCBI's taxonomy places the organism in Eukaryota, Metazoa, Chordata, Actinopteri, Cypriniformes, Cyprinidae.